Molecule: messenger RNA, 3234 nt
Organism: Lepisosteus oculatus (spotted gar)
Lineage: Eukaryota; Metazoa; Chordata; Actinopteri; Semionotiformes; Lepisosteidae
Source: RefSeq, a predicted model, not a curated record
CCAGCGUUCACGGUUUUUCCUGCUCCGAAUGCAGGCACGUAAUGAUAAUGAUCACGUCUGAAGCAGAGGGGGUGUGUGUAUGAGUUAUAGUUACACAGUUAUACAGAUAGUGCAGGUUGGCUGUGACUAUGGCUGUGGAGACCUUUGUGACCAGAACACUAGAGCUUCUGCAGGAGGAGAGAGCAGUGGAGAUUGAGGAAACAAGGGCUUGGCAGGAGAGCAUUUCUUUGAAGGAGCUUCAACGCAAGGGAGUCUGUCUACUGAAACUUCAAAUAGGUCGUCAGAAAACAGGCCUGUAUGGACGACGCCUUGUCACGUUUGAACCCGGGAAAUAUGUUGGAACUGGUACGCUGCCAAGCAACACUUUUGGGCCUGGUGACAUAGUGGGUCUGUAUGAUUCAGCGGGUGUGAAUCCAUCAUCUCAGCUGGUCACUGGUGUUGUGACGCGUGUGACCCAGGUUUCCAUCUCUGUGGCUUUCGAUGAAUCUCAGGACAGCCAGAACCUGGAGGCAGAGGGUCCUUACAAUGUGUUGAAGCUGGCCAAUGAUGUCACCUAUAAACGACUGAAGAAUGCUUUGAAUGCCCUGAAACAGUACAGUUCUGGUCCAGCUUCCACUCUGAUAGGGGUCCUGUUUGGCUAUUCAGAGCCCAGUCCUCCACUUCAGCUGACAAAGAUUCUUUGCUGUGCCCCUUCCAACGUUGCUGUGGACAACCUGGUUGAACGCCUGGUGGGGUAUAAAGUAAAAGUUCUGCGUCUCGGACACCCUGCUCGGCUCCUGGAGUCGAUCCAGAAGCAUUCUCUAGAUGCUAUGCUGGCGCACAGUGACAACACCAAUAUAAUUGCAGACAUCAGGAAAGAUAUCGACCAGACUUAUGCGAAAAUGAAGAAAACGCACGAGAAGAGCAGUCAGAGCCAUUUGAGAGGAGAGAUGAAAGAGCUGCGCCGAGAGCUGAAACAGAGGGAAGAGACGGCAAUCACACAGAUCCUCAAGGGUGCUGACGUAGUUCUGGCCACUAAUACUGGUGCCAGUGACGAUGGUCCCCUGAAGUUUCUUGCAGGAGAUCAUUUUGACCUGGCUGUGAUCGAUGAGUGUGCCCAAGCCCUGGAGAGCAGCUGUUGGAUCCCCCUGCUGAAGGUGCCCCGGUGCAUCCUGGCUGGAGACUACAAACAGCUUCCUCCCACCAUUAAAUCCCAGACAGCUGGCCCCGGAGGCCUCUCUCGGAGUCUGAUGGAGAGGCUGAUUCAGAAGUAUGGAGACCCGGUAGUGAGGAUGCUGACAGUGCAGUACCGCAUGAACAGUGCAAUAAUGCAGUGGGCCUCCCAGGAAAUGUAUGAUGGAAGACUGACUGCUCACUCCUCCGUGGAAAAUCACCUUCUGAGGGAUCUGCCAGGGGUGCAACCCACUGAAGAGACCAGCUGUCCUCUCCUGCUGAUUGACACUGCUGGCUGUGGGCUGUUCGAGGUGGAGGAUGAAGAUGAACAAUCUAAAGGCAAUCAAGGGGAAGCUGAUAUUGUGGCACUUCAUAUACAAACUCUGACUGAGGCUGGUGUCAAAGCAAAAGACAUAGGCAUCAUUACCCCCUACAAUCUGCAGGUGGACAUGCUCAGACAACGGCUUUCUCAGAAGUUUCCAGACCUGGAAAUCAAAUCCGUGGACGGCUUCCAAGGCAGGGAAAAGGAGGCGGUGGUGCUUUCGUUAGUCAGGUCAAACAGAAAGGGGGAUGUUGGGUUUUUGUCCGAGGACAGAAGGGUCAAUGUAGCCGUAACCCGUGCUAGACGCCAGCUGGUAGUGGUGUGUGACUCACAAACUGUUUGCCAUCAUGCUUUCCUGAAGGCUCUUGUGGACUACAUAGGCGAGCAUGGGGAGGUACGGACAGCUUUUGAGUAUCUCGAGGACGUAGUUCCUCAGAAUUACUCCCAUGAGCUCUCUCAAGGUGCACAAAGAGGAGAAAUACAGACCAAAGAGUCUUCUAAGACUCAGACUACUAAGAAACAUACGGGAAAGAGAAAGGAAACAGAAAACAGAAAGGUCCAAGGCCAAAAGCAAACAGCGAUGAACAGUGUGAGUACCGGAAAACCAAAUCAUCGUGCUAAACAGGAUGGUGACUCGUCCACACCUGUGGAAGAAGAGCAAAAGAGAAAGAGCUAUGAGAAUCUAAGAGAGAAAAUACUAGAGUUUUUGAGGGACACAGAAAAGGCUUCACUAGAUUUUCCACCAUCCUUAACCUCACAUGACCGCCUGCUGGUACACCAGAUCUCUGAGGAGCUGGGCUUAAAGCAUGAGAGUACAGGAGAAGGGAAGGAAAGACACAUCACUGUCACCAGAGCAGGGACUCAGCACACACACGCAGAGGCUGCUGGGGCAAAGGAGUGCCGUUUCCUAUCCUCCGAGACCCUUGUCAAGCCAUCGAGCGAGCAGGGUUUGCAGAAGGACGUAGACGUGGCACAAGUAGAUCUGAAGGCAUUGCACUUGGAACGAAUGCAGCGAGAGCAGGCUAAAAGGGAAGAGAAGAUUCGGCAGAACAAAGGUCAGAAAGCUGCACAAACUCCGUCUUCAAAGAAGCCCAAACAGUCCACCAAAGGAAAGGACUGCUCUCAGGGCCAGGCCUCAGCCAUUGUUGCUACCAGUGACGAUUUCGAUGCUCUCAUAGAUGCUGUUGUGAAAGCAGACAGUGUCUGUGGAUUCUCCAAGUGUAAGGCCAGUGUACUGACAUUGGGGCAGAUGUGUUCUUUCUGUAACAGGCGAUACUGUCUGAGUCACCACAUCCCAGAGGUUCAUGGAUGUGGUGACAAAGCAAAGGCACACGCUCGUAUGAGGAUCAGCCGUGAGGGCAUUCUGUAUGGGGGUAGCGGGCACAAAGACAGGUCCAUCGACCCAGCCAAGAAAGCCUACCUGCAGAGGAAACUAGACAGGAAACUAGAAGAUCUGGCCACCGAGCGGAAAAGUAAAAAGAAGGAAAAAUGAAUAGAUUCUUCUUUAAGAUUACAUCACUCAGUCUAUACAAUUAAAGUAAUAAUUUCACAACUUCAGGUAGAUGGUUCUUUUUUCCAGUAUAAGUCAAAAGACUUGAAGCCACUGUAUUAAAAAUCAACAGACUUCAACAGAAGUGCUACAAAAAUUGUUUAAAAAUGAAAUCUUACUCCAGACAAAACUGAAAACUGUGUUGUGUAUGUUAAAAUGUUCUGAUGCACUUUAAAAAAUCCUUACACGUAAAUUAAAUUCCAGUACCCUA